UCGAUUCCGGUUAGACCAUUUCAUUUCAGCGGGCAAUCUAUCUGGUGGUGGGUUUUGCAGAGGUUUUAGGGUUCGAUUCGACGCGAGGCUGAGCAAGAAAGAAAGAAAAAAUGGCAGCUUCGGUGGCCGGAAGAUCCAGACUAAUGCCUGCUUUGUGUAGAGCAUCAAAGAAUUCUUCUUCUUUUCCAUCCACCAGAAGAUUCUCAGUACCAUUGCGUCCGUCCAGUUUCGUGCUUCGUCGGUCUCCAAUUUCCCCUCCUCCUCUUCUAAGGUUGGUCCGACGAGAACUGUGCUCUCUUCAUCCCGUCCACGCCGCAAUCGCUUCCGCUUGCCUUGUUUCCAAGCUCCCCAGCGAAGUCAGUACCUCCACCAUAGGUAGAUUUGCGAACUAUCUGAGUCCUAUCUAGUACCGAGUGGAUGGCAAGAUCAAGAGUUUGUUCUGUGUCAUUGGCUGAUUAGUACUUUUUGGAAGAAGUUGGAGUUCAGGUCUUGCAGGCUUAAUUGCUGAACAUGAUUUUUGACUUUCUCUUACUAAGUUGCAAGCCUUAGGCUAUUUCCUGAAAUUCUCCUACUUUGCUAUAUGAUAAAUUUGAUUUAACUUUGUUGAGUCAAUCUAUGUUUUCCUGUUUUUUUCAGUUAUUGCCUCAUGAAUCAUUUGCGAAAGUAUUUGGAUGUAGAAGCAGUAACAACAAGGCACAAUGGUUAUGCUGGCAAUGAUUGAGUUAAGCAAACCAUUAAAAAAAUGAUGUAUCUCUUUCCAGUGUAGUUUCAGCAAGGAAAUUAAUAAAAAGUCAUCUUUUGGUUUCUAGAA
Molecule: messenger RNA, 811 nt
Organism: Alnus glutinosa
Lineage: Eukaryota; Viridiplantae; Streptophyta; Magnoliopsida; Fagales; Betulaceae
Exons: 3
Coding region: 111-407 (98 amino acids)
Source: RefSeq, a predicted model, not a curated record